This is a messenger RNA of Drosophila arizonae, 568 nucleotides long. RefSeq names its product peptidyl-prolyl cis-trans isomerase pseudogene. The record is from RefSeq and is a predicted model, not a curated record. Lineage: Eukaryota; Metazoa; Arthropoda; Insecta; Diptera; Drosophilidae.
UAUUGUUUAGGCUUUAUAAAGUUUUUUUUUCAGCUUCCCAAGCAUGUCCUUUCCUCAUGUUUUCUUUGACGUGACCGCGGAUGGAGAGAAGCUGGGUCGCAUUUGCAUGGAAUUGCGUACGGACGUAGUUCCAAAGACCGCCGAGAACUUUCGAGCUUUGUGCACCGGAGAGAAGGGCUACGGCUACAAGGGCUGUCCAUUCCAUCGGGUCAUACCAAAUUUCAUGUGUCAAGGCGGAGACUUUACCAAUCAGAAUGGCACUGGAGGACGCUCCAUCUAUGGCCACAAAUUCCCGGACGAAAACUUUGAGUUGAAGCAUUCCGGCGCCGGCACCUUGUCGAUGGCCAAUGCCGGACCCAAUACGAAUGGGUCGCAGUUUUUUAUAUGCAUGGGCAAGACCUCGUGGCUGGACAAUAAGCACGUUGUUUUUGGCAAGGUAAUUGAUGGUAUGGAAGUAAUACGAAAGAUAGAAUCACUGGGCUCGAACUCUGGCAAGACAUCCAAGAGAAUUAUUAUUGAGGACUGUGGCGACUUGGAAAGCUAAAUAUUAGAUCUACAUUCAAAUACA